This is a messenger RNA of Olea europaea var. sylvestris, 2469 nucleotides long. RefSeq names its product coilin. Gene Ontology annotation, molecular function: U2 snRNA binding; U1 snRNA binding. The record is from RefSeq and is a predicted model, not a curated record. The transcript is spliced from 16 exons. Gene Ontology annotation, biological process: spliceosomal snRNP assembly. NCBI's taxonomy places the organism in Eukaryota, Viridiplantae, Streptophyta, Magnoliopsida, Lamiales, Oleaceae. The coding region runs from base 117 to 2258 and encodes 713 amino acids. Gene Ontology annotation, cellular component: Cajal body.
AGCAGCCCUCGGUACCUGCAGAGGGUUUAAGGAGCCGAUGCCUCCGGCGAAAACUACACAAAUCCCUCUCUCAAGAUACGCAGACACAAGUGGACUGAUUGACUUUAUUGCAUGCGAUGGAGAGCACGAGGCGGAUUCGAGUAGUGUUCACAGAUGGUGAUGUUUUGAGCGAAGCCCAGAAAUCAGAGGGAUUGAAUCGAAGCUGGGUUUUACUGAAAAUCAAUGAGCAAAAGACCAUUUCUGACGUUGUUUCUCAUCUUCUAAGAACUUUUCAGCUUCAACAUUCGUGCCCCCAUGGGCUCCUCCUCUCUAUUGAUGGCUUUGUUUUGCCACCAUUUGAAUCAACCUGCAUCCUAAAGGAUAAAGAUAUAAUCAGAGUGAAGAAGAGAGGAAACACUUUGGUUGUGAAGGGAACCAAUACUUCUUCUUUAGUUGAGAAAUCGAAAGCUCUGGAGAAGCAACCUGUAAAUAGUGGUGUCUUGCUUUUAGCCAAUGAGGAGUUUGAGAAAGAAAAAGGAGGUUACGAGAGCGAUGAACCUGAAGAGGAGGAUGGAGAGCCAGUUAAAGAUUUGGAAGGCACAUCAGGUGUAAAAGAUGUUUCCAAGAAAAGAAAAAGGAAAGCGGUAGAGGAAUGUCAGGACUCAAAGUACAGGAAGAAGAAGAAGAAGAAACAACAAUCUGAGGCUCCUGAUAAUGUUGCAUGUGACGUUCAUACAGAAAAGAUUAGAUCUCAUCAAAAUGUUGUCAGAACGGAAAAGAAGAGCCUUUCCAUAAAGGAAAAUACAGAUUUUAAGGAUACAGAAAAUGUUGAAAAUAAUGAAAACAUGAUAAGGAGUCAGAUGCAUCUGGAGAAUGGACAAGAGAUUGAGGGAGCGGACCUUGCACCAGAGAAACCUAAAAAGAUUACAAGAAGUACUAAACGAACCUAUGCUCGGAGGAAAUGGAAAAAGGAAAUGAAAAAAAUUCAGAAGGAAAAUGAAGCUUGUGAAUUGGAGGGGCUUCAAAAUAGGAAAAAAGGCCGAGGUAAAGCUAAAAGAAAUGAGGUGGAUUGUCAAUCAAAGGGACAGCGAAGUUGGAGAAAGGACCGAGCUGAAACUGAAAGAAAUGAGGUGGAUGACCAACCAAAGGGGCUGCUACAUUGGAAGCAAUUGUCUGGAAGUAACACAUCUAAAACAUACGAAAAUUGUCAACACCAAACUCAAACAAUUGAUUUACACGAACAUCCACAUCAAAAUGGAAAAGUACAUGAAGAGCCAAUUCAAAAUGGUGAAGUGCACGAACAGCCAAAUCAAAAGAGCAAUACAUCUGAAUGGUCAACUAAGCUUGGUGAGGAGGCUGAAGUUGUUCCCAUUGUAGUAAGGCCAGGACACAUUCGCUUUGAACCUUUGGAGAAAGUUCAACAUUUGAAAUAUUUUUGGGUUGAUGCAGAGCAUGCUGUGGAACAAAAUCAAUUACCAAUGGAUCAGUGGAAUGGAAUUACCAGCAAGAAAAAGGGCCAGAAAUGGGGAAGGGAGAAACAUACAUUCACCCCAAGAAAUGAUAACAAAGAUUCUUUGUAUGAAAUAUUGAGUAAUGCAAAAGAUAAACUAUCAGAUGAAGGAAUUGACUUUGAUAAGCUUCCACCCCUUGUUGAUGUGCCUAAGGAAGGAGACUUAAUUGCAUAUCGUAUUCUGGAGUUAUCUUCGUCCUGGACCCCCGAGCUUUCAUCAUAUCGGGUUGGAAAAGUAUCCUGGGUCGAUACUGAAUCCCGUCAAACUAUGCUGAUGCCAGUCCCAGAAUAUCCUGUUGUUUCCAAGAAGUUAGAUGAGGACGAAUCUGCCACUCAACCCGAUAACUCCCUAUACAAUGAAGACGGAUCACUGGAGAUUGAUUUAUCAUCUCUUGUUGACAUCCGCAUCGUCAAAGGAGGCAACACAGGUCCGAGGAAUACAUCCCCUAGUUGUGAGAAUGGUCCUUUAGGCAAUGAAAAUUCUGCAAAACCUGAGUUGCCUAGCAGUAAUGAUAAACAAUUACGUGCUGCAGUCCCAGAUCAUGCAGAGUUACACGGUGGUAAACAAACACUUCCUCCCACUAUAGACAACGGAGUAAAUGCAUGGGACGAAAUAAGCGCGACCCUGGAUGCCAAGAAGGCGCAACUAUUGCAGGAAAAUAGUUGCAGUAAAGAGAGUUCAGGCAAGAAAUCAUGGUCAUAUAAAGCUUUGAGAGGCAGUGCACUCGGUCCUACAAUGGCUAUUUUAAGAUCAGAAAAGGGAAUUUGAGUAAGAGAGAAGUUUUAAGCUUUUUCACAUGCUUAACUUCCGGGUUCAAUUUUUAUGUAGUUUUUGUAGAUCUUCUGGCAUAUGUAAAGAAUGUUAUGGGCUAAACAUCUCCAGACUUGAAAUUUCGAUCUAUCGAACAAUUUUCCUUUCCCAGGAAGGAUAUGGGCUAAACAUGUUAAUUGUGCUUAAUGUUAAGUAGCUGCUGUUAUUU